This is a messenger RNA of Bactrocera latifrons, 3405 nucleotides long. RefSeq names its product adhesion G-protein coupled receptor G7. The transcript has 2 exons. Bases 140 to 2977 code for a protein of 945 amino acids. Gene Ontology annotation, biological process: cell surface receptor signaling pathway; G protein-coupled receptor signaling pathway. Gene Ontology annotation, cellular component: membrane. NCBI's taxonomy places the organism in Eukaryota, Metazoa, Arthropoda, Insecta, Diptera, Tephritidae. The record is from RefSeq and is a predicted model, not a curated record. Gene Ontology annotation, molecular function: G protein-coupled receptor activity.
GCACGUCAGAUUGCAAGCGCUUUGCGGAUUUGUGCGCGGGAAAUGCACAACGGAAACUAAGUUCUUGACAAACGAACAAAAACGGAGUGAUUCAGUUAUUGUGCAUGCGAGGCAUAUAUUUUGUGCUGAUUUUUGUAAAAUGAAUUUAAAAAUAGUAAUAUUGCUUGUGGCCAUUGUAUGCCAAUACCAAUACAAACUUGCCAGUGCUCAUUUGAGACCUUUACAUCCCGAUCCAGAGAACGAUGAAGAGGGAGGUGCAGGCUAUAGACUUCCCAAAUUGCCGUCUAUACUUAGGCCCGAGGGACAAUUAGGAAGUUGGCAACGACUCACCACACCUAGCACCACCACUAUUAAUUCCAAUACUUUCCCUCAUCUUAAUACAACAACUUCUCCUGCCGCCAUGGUAAAAAAUCUAACCAGUAACGAAGACUGGAUCACGGAUGAUAAUUACCAACAGAGGGAGGAAUAUUCUGAUAGCUAUGGCAGUGGCAGUGAUAGUGUCAGUGGCAGCGCAGAAGUCAACUUCGAUCCCACUUCCAGAUCGCAGAGCAACAUUACAGAAUUCGAGCGCAGUACCAGUGAUUCACCUCACCCACUCUAUUGCUUGCCGGAAGUUUUCGAGCAUGAUUACGUGAUCGUUGAAAACUACACACAACCCAACACAAAUAUUUGGAAGCGCGCACGCAUUGGAGAGCGCGCGGGUCUAAGGGAAGUAUGCCUGAAGCCAAAUGGCUUGCCGCUGACGCGCUUGUGCCGCUAUAAUCCCUUAACUCGUGCCGCUGAGUGGGAGGAUAUCAGCGGUUGGAGGCACAUCGUUUGCAUGCGUCAAACUCGCGAAUGCAUACUCAGCGACAAGCUGAAUUCAUUGCAUGAGAAGCUGCUCGAAGGGCAGGUACUGCAAGCUGGCGUGGCACAACGCAGUCAAGUGACUGGCGAACUGUAUACAAUGUUGCGUGAAAAAAACUUCAAACUAUUACCCGCCGACGUGCAUUUGACGUCACAGAUACUGCAUGAGGUCGCCAUAACGGCACAAGAUCCCGAGGUUUCGGCGGAUAUGGUGCGGAUUUGCGAUCGCCUAAUGUCGAGUGAUGAGCAGGUUUUACGCAUAUCGGCUGAUUUGAAUGCCACCAACUCCAUUCUGCAGACGUUUGAGGAGUAUAUGGAUGCACUAUCCGCUCGUCAAGUGCCCACAGGAGAUUGUUCGAGCACCUCAACAACAACUAUUGUGUCGCGUCCGAGUGAGGAAUCAGAGGCGGAUAUUGCAAUUAGCUACUCCAAGGCGGUGGAAGAAGUGAAGAUGGGGCACUUGGGUGUACGUGCUCACAUUUCCACAAACAUAAGCGUAUUCUUUCUGAAUCCUGAAUGCGCCAACAUAUCCGGCAUUGCUUUGUACGCACCGACGGCCCAGCAAAGUACGGGUGAGCCACAUGCUUUGAUCAAUACGGUAGUAGCAAACUUCCGCUACCGGUUUAUUAACAUGAACGAAUCUGUGGAUGCGCUGGCGCAGGAGCCUGAGCUGCAGGUAGCCGGAUUUCUGUCUACGAGACUCUGGCAGCAUGUGCGCGCAAAUUUGCAGGCGAAACGCAAGCUGCCUGUGAUUGUCAUGAAAGUGUAUGGUCAUGACGCGCUGUUUGUGGAUCCGGCAUUGGUGCAUACGCGCAAACCAUUUAGCAAAAUCCUCUCCAUUUCCAUACCGGGGUACAACGAAAACUUCCCCGAACCUUUAACUUUUCUGCUGCGAAAUCGUUUCGAUUAUUUGGAUCCUUCGGUCAUAGCGCAGCCGGGUACAGGCUGCGGCUAUUGGAACUACAGCACUUGGGUGAAUAACGGCGUUCAGACGGACGCUAAGGAUUUGCUCAAGCAUUCCGUUAUAGAGUGCCGCACACUGCAUUUGACCCAGUUCUCGUUUCUCUUGGGCGGCACCUACAAGCAGGCGGAUAUUACCGAUGACGUGCUCAUUACGCCCAUACAUCUGCGGGCUUUGGACAUAAUAUCGCUUAUCGGAUGUUCACUUUCCCUGAUGGGCCUUCUGUGCAUUUGGGUCACGGCAGCAAUGUUUAAGAGUUGGCGGGCGCUUGCGUCCACAAAAAUUUUACUAAAUCUUUGUGUCGCCCUUACUCUGCAAAUGGUGCUCUUUGUUUUCGUCAACACAGAGGAUAUGUCCGCCGAGUUGGUGGAGGAUCGGCUGUACAUAAAUUGCGUGUUGUUGGGUGCUUUCCUGCAGUAUUCCAUUUUGGUGCUCUUCAUGUGGAUGCUAAUUAUAGCGGUUCUGCAAUUUCAGCGCUAUGUGACCGUUAUCGGCAUUGAGCGCCCAAAACGAUACAUACUAAAGUCAGCGAUCGUAGCGUGGGGCUUCCCGCUCAUACCCACUUUGCUCGUGGCCUGCAUAGCCCCCAGCUCGUACAUACCCACCGAGUACGAGAUACAAACGAGCACUGCCAUAUGCUAUCCCAGCGGAUUAGGAUUGACGCUGGGCGUAAUCUUGCCGGUGACCGCUGUUGUUGUCGUCAAUCUUACCAUUUUCAUUUAUGUGUUCUAUAGCAUCUCGCACACACUUAAUCAGGCAAUACACCGCAGCGAGAAGAAAAUGAUCAUCAAGCAGAUACGCCUGUCGGUGUUGUUGUUUUUCCUGCUCGGCAUUUCGUGGAUCUUUGGUUUAUUCGCCUACAUGCAAGCCGGCGUUUUCUUCUCCUACCUCUUCUGCCUCACUGCCACCCUGCAAGGCUUCGUGCUGUUCAUAUAUUUCGUUCUCCUGGAUGAGGUGCCGCGCAGUGCCUGGCUGCAUUUGCUCCACCCACAAAGCAAGAAGAAUAGCAGCAAGCGCUCUACCGAAUUGCAAUCGAUGACGGCUUCGACGGGUCUGGAGAGUGGGAUGUGCGCGCGCGACGCCACAACACGGCAGGCCAGAAAUGAACGUGCGAAUGGAGGCGCCCAGCCACAGGCCUCUCAGCCUCAGGGUCCGGCUGGGUCAAUGUAAGUUAUUGUAUAUUGUAAAAGCCUGCUUGUAAGGCAUUUGAGGCGCAUUAAUCAAAUCAUUAUAGACUGAAGAGUUGACACACAAACAUAUUUUUGUGCAGCACCAGCAUUUCUACUUUCUGCUAAUCCACACACACACACACACUUGAAUUAACAUUUUAUGUUUCAUAAUAACAUUUACAUGCAUCCACACAUUUACAUACAUUUGUUUAGAAUACAGCUGUAAGCAUACAUAUGUACAUGUUUAUUGAUAAUAAUCGGCAUCGAAUGCUGCAAAAGUAUUUUAUGUACCUUCUAGUUUUAAGUGCCACAUAUAUUUAUAUACUGACGUACAUGUGUGUAUGUACAAUUUUCGUUUUUACGUACUUCAUUUUUACUCACAUAAGCGUGUUGAACAAAAGUACCAAAAAUAUAUAUUAAUAAAAGUGA